This is a messenger RNA of Condylostylus longicornis, 928 nucleotides long. RefSeq lists its product as uncharacterized. Lineage: Eukaryota; Metazoa; Arthropoda; Insecta; Diptera; Dolichopodidae. Bases 266 to 928 code for a protein of 220 amino acids. The record is from RefSeq and is a predicted model, not a curated record. The transcript is spliced from 3 exons.
CUAUUUUAGAUGGAUAACUAAUUCCCCACGUUGGCUAAUUAAAAGAGGAAAAAUUGAAAAAACGUUACAAAUUUUACUAGAAUCUGCAACAUAUAAUGCGAAAAAAAUUCCAUUGGAUUUAGAAGAUCAUCUUAUACAAUAUCAUGCUGAAAUACAAAAAACUAAUAAAUUAAAAUAUUUUCAAUUAUGGGAUGGUGAAACAAAACGUAGAGAAAUUUUUAUAGUACAUUGGGCUUGGGUAUGGUCAGUUGCAUUAUAUAAUGCAAUGAUUAUAAAUAUUCGUGCAUUCGGCGUAGAUCAUUUACAUUCUAAUACAGUAAUAUUAGGUUUUGCUGAAAUGCUUGGAAUAUUGGCUGGACUUUUAUUAAUUUUGUACACAAGAAGGCAUUGGUUAUGGGCUGGUUCUGUAUUUUCUAUUUCAGGAUUUAUAACACUUUUUAUAUGGCUGAUUCCAACAAACAUUAAAGAGCAUCGAAGAAUUGGAUUCGACAUGAUAUUUUGCAUUUGUUUAAAAAUGGCUAAUGCUAUGUCGAUGGCAAUUUUGACAACAUGUACAAAAGAAAUGGUGAAAUUAGAAAAACGUCCAAUAUUAAUGUUCUCUGUUACAACAUAUAGUCGAUUGUGGUUACUUUUUGCACCAUUUAUUACAGCUUUAUCGAUUAUUCACCAUUUAAUACCAAUAACAGUUUUUGCAUUCUUAGGCAUACUAGCUGGAUUAUUUAUGACAUUUUUAAAUAAUUCAUUUUGGGAUGAUGAUCAGCCGAAAAUAUUUGAUGUUCCAUCAACAGAAAUAUAUAGAAAAAAUUCUCAAAUAAUUAUUUCAAGACGACAAUCUAUAGUAUCGGAAGAACUGGACGAAAUGCCGUACGUUUCAAUAGCAAAUAUUUUAAGUUCGACAUGUGAUAUACCUGCCAUUGUUAAAAAUUAA